CAGAAACCUGAAAAACUGUUUGUUGUCCACCGCUGCAAGUGCCAUCCCUCCGUAAGUCGCGUCGCCAAAACACAAUGUCUAAGGACGACAAGGAUAAAGUUCAGAUAAUCGACAAAGACCUGGAUCUGUCGAACGCCGGACGUGGCGUGUGGCUGGUCAAGGUACCGAAGUACAUUGCCCAGAAAUGGGAGAAGGCUCCGUCGAGCAUGGACGUGGGCAAGCUGCGGAUCAGCAAGACGCCCGGUCAGAAGGCCCAGGUUUCGCUCUCGCUCACACCCGCCGUCCUGGCUCUAGAUCCAGACGAGAAGAUACCCACAGAGCACGUGCUGGAUGUGUCGCAGGUCACGAAACAGACAUUGGGGGUAUUCUCGCACAUGGCGCCGGCUGAGGCGGCCGUUGCCAGCGUUGGCAAGGAGAACUCGUCGUCGUCGCAGCCGGACAACGAGAAGCUCUACAUGGAGGGUCGCAUUGUACAGAAACUGGAGUGCCGUCCGAUCGCCGAUACUUGCUAUAUGAAGCUAAAGCUGGAGUCCAUUCGCAAGGCAUCGGAACCACAGCGUCGGGUGCAGCCCAUUGAUAAGAUUGUGCAGAACUUCAAGCCCGUCAAGGAUCAUGCACACAAUAUCGAAUAUCGGGACCGCAAGAAGGCCGAGGGCAAGAAGUCUCGCGACGACAAGAAUGCUGUGAUGGACAUGCUAUUCCACGCCUUCGAGAAGCACCAGUACUACAAUAUUAAGGAUCUCGUCAAGAUCACCAAUCAGCCGAUUAGCUACCUCAAGGAGAUUCUCAAGGAUGUCUGCGAUUACAACAUGAAGAAUCCGCACAAAAACAUGUGGGAGCUCAAGAAGGAGUAUCGCCACUACAAGACUGAGGAGAAGAAGGAGGAGGAGGAGCACAAGUCCGGCAGCAGCGAUUCCGAAUAGCAUAUAGCAGAAGAUUUUCUAUAAUUUGUUUAUGAUUAAAAACAUAUUUAAGUGAUUGCA
Messenger RNA from Drosophila kikkawai, 983 nucleotides. RefSeq names its product transcription factor TFIIFbeta (gene TfIIFbeta). Gene Ontology annotation, cellular component: transcription factor TFIIF complex. Lineage: Eukaryota; Metazoa; Arthropoda; Insecta; Diptera; Drosophilidae. The record is from RefSeq and is a predicted model, not a curated record. Gene Ontology annotation, biological process: transcription initiation at RNA polymerase II promoter; transcription by RNA polymerase II.